AUGAAGAUUCCAAAGGUUUUCCCCACACUAGGCGCCACGCUGGGUCUCAUCCUGGCAUUUGUCCGCGCCGACAACCACUUUGUCCAGACCCUUUACUCUACCGAUCCUGCUCCCAUGGUCCACAACGGUAGCAUCUACGUCUUUACCGGCCACGACAAAAAUGGUGCAACGACAUACAACAUGCGCGACAGGCGUCUGUACUCAUCCAAGGACCUCGCCAACUGGCAAGACCACGGAGUCGUAGCAGAUAUGGCCACGUUUAGCUGGGCCAAUGCAAACACCUGGGCUCCUCGGGCACGCAACACGGGCUCCAUGGCCAUUGGUGUUGCGGUUGCAGACAGUAUUACUGGACCUUACAAGGAUGCACUGGGCAAGCCGCUUGUGGAAAACAACGAAAUCGAUCCGACUGUAUUCAUCGACGAUGACGGCCAAGCUUAUCUGUAUUGA
This is a messenger RNA of Pyricularia grisea, 447 nucleotides long. RefSeq lists its product as uncharacterized. Gene Ontology annotation, biological process: carbohydrate metabolic process. Bases 1 to 447 code for a protein of 148 amino acids. Lineage: Eukaryota; Fungi; Ascomycota; Sordariomycetes; Magnaporthales; Pyriculariaceae. The transcript is spliced from 2 exons. Gene Ontology annotation, molecular function: hydrolase activity, hydrolyzing O-glycosyl compounds. The record is from RefSeq and is a predicted model, not a curated record.